UCUGUUUCUCACCAAUCUUAUUCCCGUCGUCUUUCCUCUCACCAUGGACAGCGACGACAAUACGGACCAGGCAGAGCCUCCUCCUAGAAACGGCUUGAGUGUUCUGGGGGUUUUCCCUUUGUUUCCACCUACUAUUCCCAACGUGCAGCCUACUAGUCCCCCCCGCCCCUCUCGCCUCUCUCCUCCUCGUCACCAGAAGUAUCCCUUUGAGCCCGUGUCACCUCUCUGCUCGUCGCACGAUGACAUGCCCGACCUCGAUGUGGAGCAUGUCGAGGGCACGUCCGAGCCCGCUGCCAGCUCGCGGGAGUCACCCGUCGACGCAUCAACGAAGCGGAAAGCGUCCGCUCAUUGGACGCAGCGUCCUCUGCCCUGGGCACCGCCACCAAAGAAGCCUGCCCCCGCGCCAAAUCCACCCCCUCCAACUCCUAGCUCAGGGUUGAACCCCUCGUCCCCUGCUGAUGCUGAGUAUGCUAUAAUCAAGCGUCGUUUUGUCGACGACUGGUCUCGCCGAUUUCCUUGGCUGCUAUUGACACAGAUGAAAAAUGGUCGUCCUGCGUUGAAGUGUGCUGUGUGCUUGCAGUUUGGCGACGCGUUUAGCAACACCAACUAUGGGAAGAAGGGCGAGGGUGCACGCGACCUACAGGUGGGAAGCAUCCGCAUCCAUGUCGGCACGCGGGCGCACAAAAAUGCAUUGAAAGCCAAGGAGGAGCGGGAGAGAGAGAAGGAGCAGCAGCGCACGCUUGACAGGUGGCGCACGAGCGACUCCUCGACAAAGCAUCUCAUACGGUACGGCUUCAAACAGGGAACUAAGGCCAUAUCGAACUACCUGAGAGACGAGCAGCUUCAGCACCUUCUCUCUUCCCCCUACGUCGGCAUUGCGAUUGAUGAGAGCACGGAUCGCGUCCACGGCAAACACAUGAUUCUGUAUGCCACCUUCUUCCGCGGCAGUCACGUCGUUACCGAGUUCGUCGCACUGCUGUCGGUGGAGAGGACCGAUGCCGCGUCGCUGACCGCCGUCCUGCUGCAGUUUCUCUCGUCGAUCGGCCUCGACCUGCAGAGGAUUGUUGGCAUGUCGACCGAUGGGGCUUCUGUGAUGACGGGCGCCACAUCCGGGGUCGUCACCAGGCUGAAAAGCCGCAUCCUACAUCUCGUCGCGACUCAUUGCAUCGCGCAUAGAGAGGCCUUGGCUGCUAAGGACGCUGCGGCUGCCGUUACAGAACUCAACGUCAUCGAUAUCCUCAUCCGUGCUUUCGCCGACCUCGUCGGGCGGUCGAACAUCCAGCAUAGCAGCUUUAAGAACUUUCAGCUAGUCUACUGCAACACCAACCUCGAGGCGCAAGGCAUCUACGCCAUUCGCUGGUUGUCCCGCGGGGAAGCAGUGGUGCGCUUCGUCGAGGUCCUCCCCGCUGCUGUGGUUCUGCUGCGAGGUCAUCCUGGCGGGCUGUAUGAGAUAGUUACGUCGUUCAAAGUACAGUACAUGCUAUACUUCCUGGCGGACAUCCUUGAAGAACUCAACCACCUCAACACCCGAUUCCAGCAGCGACAGGUUGACAUGACGGUCGUUUCGUCUCUUGUGGACAACACCUGCAACCGCAUUACUGACCGAUACAUCAAGUGCGGAGGGGGAGUGUACUUCGGUAACGGCGGCAGCGUCAGGCUCGGGGAGUUCCUCCAGGCGCAUGGGUCACCCAACAAUAGGCGGGUGUGCGUCCAAGGUGUGGACAACAAGGGCAACGCGCAGUCGUUCGAGUACGUGCUGCACGAGCGCAUGGUGGACGGGCACACCUCCGAGAGCGACCUCGACUCAUGCGCUGUCGUCUGCCGGAAGUUUGCGGUUGAGCUCGUGGGGAGUGUACGUGGCCGAUUGAGAAGUCUUAGUGACAUGGAGGGGUGCAAGCUCUACAAGGCGAAGACGUACCCGUUGGACGACGAGAUGCGCCUGGCGCGGUGCAAGCAGUGGUUGAAGCAGAACCACGGCCUCUUUGGAGGCAAGCUUCCUGGCUUCGACAACAACAAAGCCGUCCAAGAGCUGUGGGUCUUCACUGCGGCGAUGAUGUCGCAGUACAAGGACGACGGAUUCCACCAGGGGCUCGCCUUGACGCUGGACAACAACGAGUGGCAGAGAUCGUACCCCUACAUCCUCCGCCUCUGGCAGGCACUCGCCGUCCUUCCCCUCAGCACGGUCGAGUGCGAGCGGGGGUUCUCGAAGCAAAACCUCAUCAAGAGUUGGGAGCGUGGGUGCCUUGGAGAUGACACCCUGGGGGACCUGAUGCGGUGCUCCCUCCUGCAAUACAACAUCGAAUGGUUCGAUGUGGUUGCUGUCUUCCGCGGUGAGAAGCCACGCCGUCCCCUUCGAGAUCUGAGCUCGUCCAACCCCACCUCUGUUGAAGAUGGAGGGGCCUCUACCAGUGAGCCCACUCCAUUGGUGGAGCCGAGAGGAUGACUGACUCUGUAGGCUUUGGGGUAUGCGCAUAGUAGAGAGAUGAGUAGAGUAGAGUAGGUGUGGUGCUGGUGGUGGUGGUGCAUAGCAGUAGCAGUGGCCUUUGUGGGCCGUACCAUAGGCUUUGUAUGUAGGGACAAGUCUCACAGGAUGGGCAUGUGCUGAUUCCUAACGAAUCAUGGAGGGCGACUGUGCGAAGGCAAUUUUUA
Messenger RNA from Closterium sp. NIES-67, 2649 nucleotides. Lineage: Eukaryota; Viridiplantae; Streptophyta; Zygnematophyceae; Desmidiales; Closteriaceae. The record is from the annotation of a GenBank genome assembly.